UCUGGAGCGCGUUCCCUGCCUCCCGUUGUUCGAUGCGCAUCGUAUCCGGAUCAACAUCCUCAUCAUCAAUCCUCCUCCUCCAGCCACACCGUUUUCCAGUCACAGACCACCGAUGUUUUCGAUUAUGUCAGCGAACAUGCGUCGUGAACGCAACUUCGGGACACAGGAGUGGAUUAAGUUACAGUUGGAUUAUUGGUCUGCGCUUUGUUGCCACGCUGUUUCUUGCUAAGUCGCCGCAAAGAAGCCAGGCGAAAUGUCUUUUCGGCGAGGUGUGGUUCGGCAGAGCAAGUUCCGCCACGUGUUCGCGCAGGCGUGGAAAGCCGAGCACUGCCUGGAUGACGUGCGUGUCUCGCGGGUGACGUGGGACGGCCCGCUGAGUGCCGUCAACCCCAAGUUCUUGGCGGUCAUCAUCGAAGCGGGAGGCGGAGGGGCUUUCUUGGUGGUCCCCAUCGGCAAGAGCGGCAGGGUCGAUCAGUCGUGUCCGACUGUGUGCGGCCACGCGGCGCCAGUGUUGGACAUUCAAUGGUCUCCUCAUGACGACAAUAUCAUCGCGAGCGCCUCGGAGGACUGCACCGUUAAGGUGUGGCAGAUCCCCGACGGGGGUCUGACGGCUCCCAUGACCGAAGCCGUGGUCACCCUGGAGGGGCACAGUAAAAGGGUGGGCAUCCUAGCCUGGCACCCGACUGCUUUCAACAUCCUCUUAACUGCGGGCUGCGAUAACGUGAUUGUGCUGUGGAACGUGGGCACGGGGGAGCUGCUGUACCAAUUGGCCGACGCCCACCCGGACUUGAUCUACAGCGUCAGCUGGAACAAGAACGGAAGUGCCAUCUGCACCGUGUGUAAGGACAAGGCGCUACGUGUCAUUGACCCGCGGAGGGGCACCGUCCUCAAGGUCAGAGAGAAGGUUCAUGACGGCACCAGACCCAUGCGAGCUGUGUUCCUCUCCGACGGCAAGAUCCUGACCACAGGCUUCAGUCGGAUGAGUGACAGACAAGUGGCGCUAUGGGAUACGAAAGAUCUCUCUGAGCCAAUGGCGGUGCAGGAGAUGGACACGAGCAACGGCGUCCUUCUCCCCUUUUACGACCCCGACACCAACAUGGUGUACCUGUUGGGCAAGGGAGACUGCACCAUUCGCUACUUUGAGGUGACGGACGAAUCCCCCUACGUCCACUUCCUCAGUCUAUACAGCAGCAAGGAGCCACAGAGGGGGGCGGGAUUCCUCAGUAAACGAGGGGUGGACGUCAACAAGUGUGAAAUUGCCAGGUUCUACAAACUGCAUGAAAGGAAAGUGGAACCCAUUUCGAUGACAGUACCGAGAAAGUCAGAUCUCUUCCAAGGGGACCUUUACCCGGACACGGCCGGUUUAGAGCCCGCGCUUCUGGCUGACGAAUGGAUCGCUGGCCGGGAUGCGCCGCCCCUGCUGGUGUCCCUGAGCGGAGGCUAUGCGGCGCCGCCAUCCAAGCACCGGGACACGCUCAGGAUCAAGCCCGGGCUGGCCUCGCAGGACUCGACACCGGCGGCGGCCCCCGCCACCAAGGAGCCAGAGGAUGAGGAGCCACGUGCCAUCACCAGGGAGACAAGCGGCCACACUGAGAGGCCUAAGCGAGAGGACGACAUUCUGAACGAGCUUUUGUCGGAGAUGAAGGCGCUGCGUGCCGUGGUGCUCGCUCAGAGCCAGCGCAUCGAGUUGCUGGAGAGGCAACUGGCUCGCAUCGAAGAUGGCGACGUAUGAACCGACGCCUCCCGUAGAAGAAGAACCUCUAGGGCUAUUUAAUCAGGUAGUUGAACGCUGCUAAACUGUGAUCAGAUCCAAGACCUCAAAGGUACGAUGUAGCGCGAAACGUCAUCUGAUGUUCUUUGCUUAGCGAAAGAAAAAUCCCACUGUGGAGGCUAGCUGAUGACUUUUGUGAUUUUAGAACUUGGUGGCAGUUGAACGUGGAUUUCUUGUAUCGCUGUUUUUUUUUUUUUUUUUUUCCGCUUUUAUUUAGACUUUAUAUAUGCACUGAUCCCAACACCUGAGAUGUGGUUGUAGCAAAUGGAAUAAAGUGUUGUUAAUAUUCAUUCAA
Syngnathus typhle (broad-nosed pipefish) is the source of this 2066-nucleotide messenger RNA. It is a transcript of the gene coro1b, whose product is annotated as coronin, actin binding protein, 1B. NCBI's taxonomy places the organism in Eukaryota, Metazoa, Chordata, Actinopteri, Syngnathiformes, Syngnathidae. The record is from RefSeq and is a predicted model, not a curated record. The transcript has 12 exons. Gene Ontology annotation, biological process: actin filament organization; cell migration. Gene Ontology annotation, molecular function: actin filament binding. The coding region runs from base 254 to 1732 and encodes 492 amino acids.